Molecule: messenger RNA, 3879 nt
Organism: Arxiozyma heterogenica
Lineage: Eukaryota; Fungi; Ascomycota; Saccharomycetes; Saccharomycetales; Saccharomycetaceae
Gene: UBP2
Product: ubiquitin-specific protease UBP2
Exons: 1
Coding region: 1-3879 (1292 amino acids)
Biological process (GO): protein deubiquitination; regulation of proteasomal protein catabolic process; proteasome-mediated ubiquitin-dependent protein catabolic process
Molecular function (GO): cysteine-type deubiquitinase activity; proteasome binding
Source: RefSeq, a predicted model, not a curated record
AUGUUACACAAUGAAUCAAUUGGUAAUGAAACUCCAUUAACUAACAAUAUUGAAGCCACUAAAACAACAAACGUUCAAGAUGACAACUCUAUUGAUGAUGGGAAGCAGUUAUUAUACGUUGAUUUAACGUCUAAAUCUAUAUUUAAGACGACUGAUAGGUUGAUUGAUGAUGUUUUAUGUGAUUUAGUAAUCAGUCUACCUAAGUUAAACACUGAUGAUGAUGAUAAUAAUAAUAAUAGUGAUAUUACAGUCUUAAAUUCAUCACCUUUAAGAUAUUCAAAAUUGAGACAGUUUCAUAAACCAUUAGAUUUUGGUACUAUAAUGGAUCAAAUUACUUUGCAAACUAAAUUCGAGUAUUCUUCCUUGACAUGUCCUCAAUACAAUAAGAUACAAGUCUUAAUGGGGGUCCUGUUUGACUCGAAUAUAAAUAAUGAUCAUGUCUUCAAUACAGAUGGUAUUAUUAAAUUACCAAUCUAUCAAUUGAAAAUAACAGUAAAGACAAGGUCACAUCUAGAACUGUAUAAAAGACAUGUUGGAAUCAGUCAGUACUUUAGAAUCCAUGACUUACAUCCCUUUGACAGGAAAGAUCUUUUAAUUUUCGACCCCAAAGAUCCAAAUUUAAUCGAUCAUGCAAUCUACGUAUCAUCAGAUACAAACAGACUGAUAUUGAUUGAGAUAUUCAAACCGGAAUUGAAUUCACAGGAAGAAAUGGAAAGUUUAUUAACCGAAAAUAUUAAAAAGACUUAUCAUUUAGCAUGUGAGAGUUUUAAAAGUUUAGAUCCAUCCAAUGUUCCCACACAAUUGGAUUGUAUUAACACAUUACUCAAAUUAUUUAAAGGACCACUCAUUCGAAAAAGUGCAUCUGAUCCAUUGAGAGUUAUAUCUGCUGAUAAUGUGGCAUUGAACUCACAUUUAAAUCCAAAUUGGUUGGUAGAAAAAUAUGGAUUUCAUAUAUCGAAUAAAAAUAAUGAUAAUGUUAAUAAUAAUGAUGGUAAUAACGGGAUUGGUGAUUCAAAAGAAAGGGAGAUAAAUGAAAUGGAGUAUAUUCCACCUGAUUUCACAGAUUCUGAUAGAGAUUGGAGAGUCAGAAAACAAAAGGAAUCCUUUAUUAGAAAAUGUUUACAUUUAGUAUUUCUUGGUAAGAGAUUAAUAACUUUUAUGAGUUCACAAAACAAUCCUGAUCUACUUAAUAAAGAUUCAAAAUCAUAUAAAGCGUUAAAUCUGUAUACUGUUCAAAUAUCUACAAAACCUCUAUUCCAAUUAUUAGGUGAAGUAAGAUCAAAUUUCGCUUUAACUUCAGAUCAAACCUCACUAUUGGAUGUCAACUAUCAUUUCAUUAAUCUCUCUUCUUCCUAUUAUUACACAGAUAGAGAUAUAAUUCUAAAUUACGAGACUUCCAAAAAAGUGGAUGAACAAAAUACAGGAAUAUAUUUUGAUGCUUUGACUUUUAUUGCUAACCGCAAGGGAUCUUAUCAGUUGCUGGGGUAUUGUGGGAAACAAGACUUGGUUGGUCAAGAGAUGUUGGAGAGUGCUUUAAGGGUAUUUAAGAUAGAUCCAACACAAAUUGAUUCGCCUAAUAAGUUAGAUGAGAACUUGAUUUUAUCCAUGUACCAACAUGAACAAAUGACACAUAUAGAUUCAAAUAGUUUGACAGACUUGAAAAAUGCGUUGCGCGUCCUAGCUAAGUAUAAGAAGUCUGAUUUUCUUCAAUUCUAUGUGACUUAUGAGCCAUAUAAAUCAUUAUCACAGGCUUAUUCUGAAUUAGAAAUUGAUGAAUCUGUAGAUGAUGAUAUUGUGCAAACUGCAUAUACUAUUAAAGUCAAUGACUCGCCUGGAUUAAAGUUGGAAUGUACAAGGGCUCUAUACACUAUUGCUCUUCAUAAGAGAAGUAUGGCUCUUUUCAACUUUUUGAUGGAUCAAUGUUCUUUAUUUUCAAAGUAUUAUGGACCAGAGAAAUAUUCAUAUCGUGAGGCAUUAAAUAUGAUUCAAGUCAACGAGAAUGCUAAUGAUGAAGUCAUCUUAAAAAUUUUCCAACAGAAAUGGGAACAUGAAAGUUUAUUGUCCGUCGAUCAGUUAUUAAAUUUAAAAGCAGCGUUAAGUAAAAUCUGUUUUGAGACAAAUUCUAAGUUGAUUUCCAAUUUUAUUGAAACUGGUUUAAUUGAUCCAAAUUGUCUGCCUCCAGAGAAUUGGCCAACUGGGUUAAAUAAUAUUGGGAAUACUUGUUAUCUGAAUUCUUUGUUACAAUAUUAUUUUGCUAUAGCCCCUUUAAGGGAAUAUAUUUGUCAAUAUCAUAAUACGCUUAAAGAUUUUAUAGAUAUGAAUAAUAAUUCUAAUAUAAUAAAAAAAAGAAGGAUUGGAGGGAGAGAAGUUAGUGAUUCAGAAGUGGAAAGAUCGAUUCAGUUUACAUAUCAAUUACGUGAUUUGUUCCAAAAGAUGAUAUAUUCUCGUAACAGAUGCGUAACUCCAACACAAGAAUUGGCAUAUUUAGCAUUUGCACCAAGUAAUGUAGAAGUUGAAUUUGAGAUGUCUUCACCUGAUACCAUAGUACAAGAAGAUGAUGGAGUUCAAGUUGAUUAUGUAGAAACUACAGAUAUGGAGGUGGACCAGUUUAAUCCUAUAGACUUACAAAACAAUGAUAUUAUGAAAGUUCCUAUUAAGAAUGAUGAUGGAAACAUGAAUAUUGAUACAUCAUUAGUUGAUGAAGACAGAAAGUCUGUCAAUGAUCAUAAUUUUAAAGGUUAUAAAAAUAAUGAAAAGAACAAUCGGGACAAAGAUCCUCUGAUUUCUACCAAAGUUGCUAAGAUCAGCAUUGAUCAGUUAGAAAAUACAUUGGAGAUUGGUAGGCAGCAGGACGUUACUGAAUGUAUUGGUAAUGUUCUUUAUCAGUUAGAAAGUGCAUCAGAACCUGUUAGUCUUGAUGAAUUCCAUGAACAAGACGAUUUAAUCAAACAACUGUUUUAUGGUAAGACUAAGCAAGACAUUAUACCAAUUAAGGAUUCUCAUGGUGUUCGUGUCAAAUAUGAAAGAUUUUUGUCUUUAAUGGUCACUAUUAGUGAUCAUCCUAGAAAUAUUUAUGAUGCAUUAGAUGCUUAUUUUAUGGAUGAGUAUUUGAAUUUAGAGGAAUAUGGUGAUGUGAAAAGAACUUUAUCAAUUACUGAAUUCCCUACAAUACUACAGAUUCAAAUACAAAGAGUUUAUUAUGAUCGUGAGAGAUUUAUUCCAUUCAAGUCAAUUGAUCCAUUACCUUACCCACAAACAAUUUAUAUGGAUAGGUAUGCUGAAACACAAGACAUUAAAUUGGUUAACAGGAGAAAAGAGGCAAAUGAAAUGAAACAAAGAUUGAAAGAAUUGCAAUUUAGACAAAAAGAGUUAUUGUCACGUAAUGAAGUUGGGUUAUCACGUAAAGAUGCAUAUUCUGAAACAGUUAAAUUUUUGAAAUCAGAUGUAUUAGAAAAUUGUGAUAUUGAUAUCCCUGAACUAUCAGUAUGUACAGAAGCAUUGGUUACUGAACUUGAAAAUGUUUCGAAUGAUAUUAAUAAAGAAUUAAGUGAGUUAUAUGAAAGCAUUACACAACUACAAGAUAAAAUUGAUCAUCAAUUUGAUGAAUUCCAGUCUAUAGCAUAUACCCUGUUUGCUGUGUUUAUUCAUCGCGGCGAGGCCAGUUACGGCCAUUAUUGGGUAUAUAUUAAAGAUUUGCAAAAUAACGGUACUUGGAGAAAAUACAAUGAUGAAACUGUUUCUGAAAUACAUGAAGAUGAGGUCUUUAACUUUUUAGAAGGUAAUACUGCUACACCAUAUUUCCUUGUCCUGGUUAAAAAAGAUCGUGAGAAUGAUAUUGAACCAUUAAAAAGAAUUAUUGAGGAUGAAAUGUUAGAUUAG